AUGAAUGUCGAGCAAAAGGAGCAUUCUCAACAGGUGCAACAAACGCCAGUUAAAGAAACGAAGAAAUUACAGUUACAAACAAAUGUUUCAAAUGAAGAUAUUCCACCGUCAAUUCUAAAUGUAUCUCCACCACCAACUUCGCCUAAUAGAGAACUACCAAUAAUUGAAGAUAAUAAAGGGACGGUCAUGGCUGGUGGAGCAUAUCUUAAAGAUCAAAAUAGUAGGGAAGAGAAACCUGAGUUCGCUAGUACAUCUCAUCAUAAGAAAGCUCCUCUGGUGCAUGCUCAUUUUGAAAUGAGCCAGUUAAAGAAUCGAUCCAGAAGUGGAUCAAAUCCAUCGUCAGUUCAACUAGAAGAAACUCAACAACAAUCACAAUUACAAUCACAAUUACAAUCACAAUUACAAUCACAAUCACAAUCACAAUCACAAUCACAAUCACAAUCACAAUCACAACAACAACCAACUCAACCACCUUUAUUCCUAAAUGAUUCAUCAACUACAAAAUCUCAAGAAAGUAUAAAGAGUAAUCCACGAAGUACUCAAACUCCACCUCAAUUACUAUCUACAAAUUCAUCCUUUAUGGAACAGCAAUCCAAUACUGAUCCAAGACUACCUACCAAUGAUGAUAAAUUUCAUAUUUUAUUAGGAGUUUGUGCUUCUUUAAGUUCCAGUAAGAUUAAAUUGAUAAUUAAUAAAUUAUUUGAGAUUUAUAAACCUGAUAAAAUAUCAAUUCAAUUAAUUUUAACAAAAUCUUCUGAAAAUUUUAUUCUUCAAGAAACAAUUACAUAUUUAAAAAGUGUUAAAAAAGUACGAGUUUGGAGAGAUGAAGAUGAGUGGACCACAUGGCAAAAGAGAAAUGAUCCAGUUUUACAUAUUGAAUUACGACGUUGGGCUGAUAUAUUCGUUAUAAGUCCAUUAACGGCAAACACUUUAUCUAAAAUUGCCUUGGGAAUUUCUGACAAUUUAUUAACUUCGGUAGUUAGAGCUUGGAAUACUGCUUAUCCUAUAUUAUUAGCUCCUGCCAUGGUUAGUUAUAGUUAUAAUGCUAUUACUACUAAAAGACAAUUAAGAUUGAUUUCUGAUGAAAUGCCAUGGAUUGAAAUUUUAAAACCACUGGAAAAAGUAUUUGGUAGUUAUGGUGAUAUUGGAAUGGGUGGAAUGAUGGAUUGGAAUGAAAUUGUGAAUCAAAUAGUAAUGAAAAUGGGUAGAUUUCUAAAAAUUGAAGAUGAAGAAGAUGAAGAAGAAGAAGAGGAAGAUAAGGAGAAUGAUAAAAAAGUAGAAAAAGAUGAAGAAGAAGACGAAGAUGAGGAUGAGGAUGACGAAGAUGAAGAGGAUGAAGAAGAUGAAGAAGAUGAAGAAGAUGAUUCAAGAGAUUAG
Messenger RNA from Insectozyma verbasci, 1377 nucleotides. The record is from the annotation of a GenBank genome assembly. NCBI's taxonomy places the organism in Eukaryota, Fungi, Ascomycota, Pichiomycetes, Serinales, Debaryomycetaceae.